Molecule: messenger RNA, 1619 nt
Organism: Ricinus communis (castor bean)
Lineage: Eukaryota; Viridiplantae; Streptophyta; Magnoliopsida; Malpighiales; Euphorbiaceae
Product: nuclear transcription factor Y subunit A-7
Exons: 7
Coding region: 405-1037 (210 amino acids)
Biological process (GO): regulation of transcription by RNA polymerase II
Cellular component (GO): CCAAT-binding factor complex
Molecular function (GO): RNA polymerase II cis-regulatory region sequence-specific DNA binding; DNA-binding transcription factor activity, RNA polymerase II-specific
Source: RefSeq, a predicted model, not a curated record
GAGACAGAGAGAGACCAGUAAUAGUACUAUUUUUUUUUUCCUGUAUAAUUCCCUUUCAUUUCCCCUGUUGCGACAGAGGAUUCUCGAACAUCAAUAACACCACUUGUAACAAACAUACCUUUCUCUCUUUUCUCCGUAAGAUCUGAUAUUGAGGAUUCUGUCUGCACGAUAGCCUCAUGACUUCUUCCGUGCAUGAUCAUUCAGGGAUACAUGGGAUUCUUUUUUUUCCCACACAAGUACUUGGAUAAGCUUUAUAUAUUUCUCUUAGUAUAGCAGAAUCCUGGCAAUCGUGGGGCUAAUACAUGUUUUAAGGACUUUCAGGUUUCUUAACUAAGCAAAGGAUUAUUGCACCUACCAAAUUUUGUGGGAAAUCUGUAUUCUCUUGUGGAGGGAAUGUUCUACUAAUGGUCAAAAAAUCGGGCCAUAAUAGUGAUGCUAAUGAGCAGCAGCAGAAACUCUCGGAAACCCAAAAUCAGUCAUCACCACCUGCAACUGCGAUGGUGCACCCUGGGAUCUCAACCCCAAAUGCUCAUUAUACAACAAGUCGGCAACUUGGUUCUGGGCACGCUAUGGCAGCAGGAGGAGCAGCAGCUUACCCAUACCCGGAUCCCUAUUAUAGAAGCAUAUUUGCUCCCUAUGAUGCUCAGCCAUAUCCGCCACAGCCCUAUGGUGGACAACCAAUGGUCCAUCUUCAGUUAAUGGGAAUUCAGCAAGCUGGAGUCCCUUUGCCAUCGGAUACAGUUGAGGAACCUGUUUUUGUCAAUGCAAAACAAUAUCAUGGUAUUUUGAGACGUCGACAAUCCCGUGCAAAAGCUGAAUCAGAAAAUAAAGUCAUCAAGUCGCGUAAGCCAUACCUGCAUGAAUCUCGACAUCAGCAUGCAUUAAGAAGAGCUAGAGGAUUGGGGGGGAGGUUUCUCAAUGCCAAGAAAAAUCAGCAUCAAGAGCAGAAUGAAAUGGCAUCAGGUGACAAAUCACAAUCCAAUAUCAAUCUUAAUUCUGAUAAAAGUGAUAUUGUUUCCUCAGAUGGGAAGUCUUGAUACACUGGAAGCUGGUUGUACAUGCACUGCAUCCACAAAUGAGAUAGUUAAGGUGGCAUCCAGGGUAGUCAUCCCCCAAAGUCUGUAUUGCUCGACUCUGGCUCUUUACUUGUGAGUCAUUAGUAUGUAUAGCUUUUUCUAGCAGUGGGUUUGUAGUGAGGUUGCAAAGAUGAAGCAGGCAGUGUAAUUAAGGGGCAUGGAUAGUUGUCUUCGCAGCAGUGGAUUUAUUUGUAGUGUCACCUUUUCUUCAUGGGGGGAGUGAUGGUUACAUCUGGUGUGCAGUCAUUUUCUUUCUUUGAAGAACGUGGUUGAGCUAGAGCCUUUUCUAACAACAAAUUUGUAGCGAUGUUAAUUGGUCAGGUUAAGUUUGUGUCAUUAGCUUAGUGAAGAUUAGGUUGGCUGUUUCUAUUUAGUAUUAGCUUGUUCAUUACUUGUUGCUGUCAGCUUUCCUAAUAAGUUGGAUGGUUUGAUUCGAACUUUAAGUAUUGUGAAAUAGUUUGGCACGACAGCCAUGUUUGAGUUGCAUUGAAUAGCAUAAAGUUUGAAGUGAUGCACUCAAUACAGUGCAUCAUCCUUCCAUAA